Messenger RNA from Periophthalmus magnuspinnatus, 5210 nucleotides. It is a transcript of the gene cps1, whose product is annotated as carbamoyl-phosphate synthase 1, mitochondrial. Lineage: Eukaryota; Metazoa; Chordata; Actinopteri; Gobiiformes; Gobiidae. Gene Ontology annotation, biological process: 'de novo' pyrimidine nucleobase biosynthetic process; L-arginine biosynthetic process; L-glutamine metabolic process. Gene Ontology annotation, cellular component: cytoplasm; carbamoyl-phosphate synthase complex. The record is from RefSeq and is a predicted model, not a curated record. Gene Ontology annotation, molecular function: carbamoyl-phosphate synthase (glutamine-hydrolyzing) activity; ATP binding; metal ion binding. The transcript is spliced from 38 exons. The coding region runs from base 161 to 4675 and encodes 1504 amino acids.
ACACCCGAAAACCCACAUUCAUUCAUCCAUGUGUCAGAGUUGGUUGACCCAGAGAAGUUAGAACGAUUUAUGAAAACAAGCUAUCCAGUCCUAGAACAGGCCUAGCCAAUUUUGUUAUCAGUUGGGGUUUUAGCUAAAUGUUUUUUUUGAUUAUUCAGAUAUGACAAAGAUUUUACAGGCCUACAGUCUUGCUAAAUCACUGCAACAAGGAUGCGUGGUUGGCAGAAAAUUUGGGAACACAUCUACUACGUGGUUGAAACUACAGCCUGCUCAGUUUUUUAGCGUGAAGGCCCAAACAGCACAUCUGGUUUUAGACGAUGGCACCAGGAUGAAAGGAUUUUCCUUUGGUCACAGUGGCUCUGUGGCAGGAGAGCUGGUUUUCAACACAGGACUGGUGGGUUACCCGGAGGCCCUGACUGACCCGAGCUACAGGGGUCAGAUCCUCACCCUGACGUACCCCAUUGUGGGCAACUAUGGAGUCCCGAACACACAAGAGCUGGACGAGCUGGGACUGAGAAAACAUGUGGAGUCAGAACGCAUACAGGUUUCUGGUCUUUUGGUGCAAGAUUAUAGCCACGAGUACAGUCACUGGAACUCCGUUAAAUCAUUAGGGGAAUGGCUGAAUGAAGAGAAGAUACCAGCGCUGUUUGGAAUAGACACCCGAAUGCUUACAAAGAUUAUUAGAGAUAAGGGUACAGUUUUGGGAAAGAUUGAAUUUAAUGGGCAGCCUGUAGAGCUCACCGACCCCAACCAGAGAAACCUUGUUGCAGAAGUGUCUACAAAGGAGAUUAAGGUUUUUGGAAAAGGAAACCCAAUCAAGGUCGUGGCUGUUGACUGUGGCAUUAAGCAUAACAUCAUCCGUCUUCUGGUGAAGCGUGGGGCAGAAGUUCAUUUGGUCCCAUGGAAUCAGGACUUGACAAGUCUAGACUAUGAUGGUUUGUUCAUUUCAAAUGGACCAGGAGACCCAGCUCUGGCCCAAACUCUCAUCCAGAAUGUCCGCAAGGUUUUAGAAAGUGAUCGUCCUCAGCCUGUAUUUGGCAUUUGCAUGGGAAAUCAGAUCACUGCUCUCGCUGCUGGAGCCAAGUCAUACAAACUUCCUAUGGGUAACAGGGGCCAGAACCAGCCAGUGCUGAAUGUGAUGACAGGCCAGGCUUUCAUUACUGCGCAGAACCACGGUUAUGGCAUUGACAGUGAGUCCCUGCCCGAGGGGUGGAGCCCACUGUUCGUCAAUGCCAACGAUGGCACAAAUGAGGGCAUCAUGCACAAAACUAAACCUGUUUUCACGGCCCAGUUUCAUCCAGAGGCUAAAGGCGGUCCCACUGACACGGAGUUUCUCUUUGAUGCAUUCAUAUCCUUGAUCAAAAAAGGAAAAGAUGGCAACAUUGUGUCAGUCAUGCCCAAGAAACCAUCCCUCCCUCCCAGACCUAAGGUUUCAAAGGUUUUGGUUCUCGGAUCUGGAGGUCUGUCCAUUGGCCAGGCUGGAGAGUUUGACUACUCUGGAUCUCAGGCAGUCAAGGCUAUGAAGGAAGAGAGUUUAAAGACUGUGCUGAUGAACCCAAACAUUGCCUCAGUUCAAACUAAUGAAGUGGGAACAAAGCAGGCGGACUCUGUGUACUUUCUGCCCGUUACGCCAAAGUUUGUGACUGAGGUGAUCAAAACUGAGCGCCCUGAUGGCAUCUUACUUUCUAUGGGAGGACAAACUGCACUCAACUGCGGAGUCGAAUUGUUCAAAAGUGGUGUCCUGGAAAAGUAUGGGGUCAAAGUGCUUGGAACCCCUGUUGAGUCCAUCAUGGCUACUGAGGACAGACAGCUGUUUGCAGAUAAACUCAUGGAGAUCAAUGAAAAGAUUGCUCCCAGUAUAGCUGUUGAAUCUGUUUCAGAUGCAUUGAAAGCAGCGGAGAAAAUUGGCUACCCUGUAAUGUUACGGUCAGCUUAUGCCCUGGGUGGCUUGGGCUCUGGUCUGUGUGGUAGUAAAGAAAAACUGGAGGAAACAGCUCGCAAGGCUCUGGCCAUGUCCAGUCAGAUCCUGGUAGAGAAGUCGCUGUUGGGCUGGAAGGAGGUGGAGUAUGAAGUGGUGCGAGAUGUGGCAGACAACUGUGUGACUGUCUGCAACAUGGAGAACUUUGACCCACUGGGAAUCCACACUGGGGACUCGAUUGUGGUGGCACCAAGUCAAACUUUGUCCAAUGAGGAGUACCACAUGCUCCGUGAGACAGCCAUCAAAGUAGUGCGUCAUUUGGGUAUUGUGGGCGAGUGCAAUAUUCAAUACGCUUUACACCCAUCGUCCCUCGAAUAUUGCAUCAUUGAAGUUAAUGCGCGCCUCUCUCGGAGCUCUGCCUUGGCAUCGAAAGCCACUGGGUAUCCAUUAGCAUUUGUAGCUGCUAAGCUAGCUCUAGGCAUCCCUCUACCCGAGAUCAAGAAUGCAGUAUCACAGAAGACCACAGCCUGCUUCGAGCCCAGUCUGGACUACAUCGUCACCAAAAUCCCUCGCUGGGAUCUGGACCGCUUCCAGGGCAUGUCCCUGGAAAUAGGCAGUGCCAUGAAAAGUGUUGGAGAGGUGAUGGCGGUGGGCCGGACCUUUGAGGAGAGCAUGCAGAAGGCCCUGAGGAUGUGUCACCCCUCUGUGGACGGCUUCAUGCCCCGACUGCCUCUGAACAAAGCCUGGUGCCACUCUUACGACUUGCGGCAGGAGCUGGCUGUGCCCUCCAGCACCCGCAUUUUCUCCAUCGCCAAGGCUCUCCAUGGUGGCAUGAGUGUGGAUAAGAUAAAUCAGCUGACAACCAUAGAUAAGUGGUUCCUCCAUAAACUCAACAGGAUCACACAACUGGAGCAGUAUCUGAACCUCUACAGAAGCAACACAAUUCCCAGUGAGCUGUUGUUAAAAGCCAAGCAGGAUGGCUUUUCUGACCGCCAGAUUGGUCAUAUAUUCGGCUCCUCUGAGCGAGCAGUCAGAGAACUCCGUCUGUCCCACGACAUCAAACCUUGGGUCAAACAAAUUGACACACUGGCGGCAGAGUAUCCAGCCAUGACUAACUACCUCUACUGCACAUACCAUGGCCAGGAGCAUGAUCUAGACUUUAAAGAUCAGGGGAUAAUGGUUCUUGGUUGUGGCCCAUAUCACAUUGGCAGUAGUGUAGAGUUUGACUGGUGCGCAGUGUCCAGUAUCCGAGCUCUUAGGCAGAUGGGGAAGAAGACAGUUGUGGUGAACCAUAAUCCAGAGACGGUCAGUACGGACUUUGACGAGUGCGACCGCCUGUACUUUGAGGAGCUGACUCUGGAGCGCAUACUGGACAUCACACAACAGGAGGGGUGCUCUGGCAGUAUAGUGUCAGUAGGAGGUCAGAUCCCCAAUAACCUGGCUGUCCCGCUGCACCUGAACGGAGUAAAGAUUCUUGGGACCAGCCCGUUACAGAUCGACCGAGCAGAGGAGCGCUCCAUCUUCUCCAGUAUUUUGGAUGACCUUGGAGUGGCCCAGGCCCCGUGGAGAGCUCUGAGUUCACUGGACGAUGCCUUUGCUUUUGCCAACCAGGUGGGAUAUCCGUGCCUUCUCCGUCCAUCCUAUGUUCUUAGUGGAUCUGCCAUGAACGUAGCAUAUGGAGAAGAGGAGAUGAAACGCUUCCUGGAGGAGGCCACUCAAGUGUCGCAGGAGCAUCCAGUGGUUAUCACAAAGUUCAUCCGUGGAGCCAGAGAGGUGGAGAUGGAUGCUGUGGCCAAAAAUGGAAAGGUGCUGGUUCAUGCCAUCACAGAGCACGUAGAGGACGCCGGGGUGCACUCUGGAGAUGCUACACUCAUACUCCCAACCCAGACUAUUAGCCAGGGAGCACUAGAAAAGGUUAAGAUUGCCACCUGGAAAAUUGCCAAAGCAUUUGAGAUUUCAGGCCCUUUUAACACCCAAUUUCUGGUCAAAGGCAAUGAUGUCAUGGUGAUUGAGUGUAACCUCCGUGCAUCCCGCUCCUUCCCAUUUGUGUCCAAAACUAUUGGGGUGGACUUCAUAAAUGUGGCCACCAAAGUGAUGGUGGGAGAGCCGGUGGAUGAAGCCAGCCUGCCUUCUCUGGACAGACCGUUCAUUCCUAUUGACUACGUGGGCAUCAAGGCGCCCAUGUUCUCGUGGCCGAGGCUGCGUGAUGCUGACCCAGUGCUGCGCUGUGAAAUGGCCUCCACUGGAGAGGUUGCUUGUUUUGGGCCAAACAUUUAUUCAGCCUUCCUCAAGGCUAUGCUCUCCACGGGCUUCAAGCUGCCCCAGAAGGGCAUCCUGAUUGGGAUUCAGCAAUCUUUUCGACCAAAUUUCCUGGCUACAGCUCACCAGCUCAAAGAGGAAGGAUUCAAGCUUUAUGCAACUGAUGCCACCUCCACCUGGCUGUGUGCUAAUGAUGUACCUGCCACUCCUGUCGCCUGGCCCAGUGAUGACGGACAGCAGUCAAACCUACCGAGUAUUCAAAGGCUUAUCAGUGAGGGGGAUAUUGACCUUGUAGUGAACCUGCCCAAUAACAACACUCGCCACAUAAAGGACAACUUCCGUAUUCGCAGAUUGGCAAUUGACUACAGUGUACCGCUCAUCACCAACUAUCAGGUGGUGAAGCUGUUUGCAGAGGCCAUUCGUUACGCAGAUGAAAUCGACAUGACUAGUCUUUUCCACUACCGACAGAAAGACGGAAAACAAGCCAGCCAGGCGUAGAGCUCCUGUCUUUGUUCUAUUUUAUUGUGUGUUCUACUAAAUGUUUCAUGUAUUUGAUCUCUCCCUGUUGAGGUAGAACCAUAUGAAUCAUAACUUCUGACUGACAGAUGUAAAACAACAACCGUGCCUCUUGUUUUAUCAUAAUGUUUACAACUUAUCAAAGCCGCCUGUCCUUUGUGUUGUUCUCCAUGUGGAUAUUUGCUCUGCUUUUGUUCAUAAAAGUGUUAAACCUGCGAAUAUCAUGUUUAUAAAUAAUGACUUUGAUUAAAUGAAUAUUGAGAAAGCGACUAAUAUUAAAGGUCAUUAUGCUGAUAACAGUGGUGCUGGGCGGCAGCUGUUGAAUUGUGGCCAAAUAUUUAAAAAGAAAUCCAUAUUUUUUUGUUUAAGGCCCUGUUUUUUAUUCAUAAUUUUAAGAUAAAACUAACUGAAGAUUAAUGAUGUAUUUUAAUUUACCCUAUGAGGGUACUGUGUAGAAUGCUUGUUACUGCUUUGUUCCAUUUGUUGCCAUUUUAAUAAAGUGACAGGUCAAACGGUU